AUGCCGAGAAUACACCGGGAGUUCAAAAAUCCAUACAUUUCUCGGUAUCGCCUCGGCACGAUCUCGGUAUUGUCUUAUAACGAGAAAUCAUGCCGAAAUACCGAGAUUCUCGUUACGAAAACAUGCCGAGAUUCCCCACUGGGAUGUGGAUCAUCCGCGGAAAUUACCCAGAAGGCUGAGAAGAAGCGGAAACGAGGAAUUGUUUAUAUAUCCAACAUUCCCAAGUACAUGACUGUAGCCAUCCUAAAGGAAUUUCUUGGGGAGUUUGGGAAAAUAGGACGAGUUUAUCUGCAGAACAACAAAUCAGAUGAUGAUGAAGCUGGGAAGAAGAGGAGGAAAAUGCGACGCUACACAGAAGGAUGGGUGGAAUUUGAGAGCAAAAAAGUUGCCAAAUUGUUGGCUUUGCGUCUCAAUGGGAAGCCCAUAACCACCCGGAAAGGCUCAAAGUUUUGCGAUAUCCUCUGGAAUCUCAAAUAUCUCUCUCGCUUCAAGUGGGUUCACCUCAGUGAGCGUCUUACGUACGAGAAGGCCGUCUACCGGCAGCGUCUUCAGACGGAAAUCUCCCUGGCACGCAAGGAAGCCAACUUUUACGGUGAAAACCUCGAUCGUUCGGAAAAGUUGCGAAAGCGGAAAGCAAAGAAAUAAAUCCUAUUUUAUACA
This is a messenger RNA of Lutzomyia longipalpis, 660 nucleotides long. RefSeq lists its product as uncharacterized. The transcript has 3 exons. The coding region runs from base 1 to 645 and encodes 214 amino acids. Lineage: Eukaryota; Metazoa; Arthropoda; Insecta; Diptera; Psychodidae. The record is from RefSeq and is a predicted model, not a curated record. Gene Ontology annotation, cellular component: nucleolus. Gene Ontology annotation, biological process: endonucleolytic cleavage in 5'-ETS of tricistronic rRNA transcript (SSU-rRNA, 5.8S rRNA, LSU-rRNA); endonucleolytic cleavage to generate mature 5'-end of SSU-rRNA from (SSU-rRNA, 5.8S rRNA, LSU-rRNA); small-subunit processome assembly. Gene Ontology annotation, molecular function: RNA binding.